Messenger RNA from Daucus carota subsp. sativus, 2271 nucleotides. RefSeq names its product 3-ketoacyl-CoA synthase 1. The record is from RefSeq and is a predicted model, not a curated record. The transcript has a single exon. The coding region runs from base 347 to 1999 and encodes 550 amino acids. Lineage: Eukaryota; Viridiplantae; Streptophyta; Magnoliopsida; Apiales; Apiaceae. Gene Ontology annotation, biological process: fatty acid biosynthetic process. Gene Ontology annotation, cellular component: membrane. Gene Ontology annotation, molecular function: acyltransferase activity, transferring groups other than amino-acyl groups.
CUCCAUAUCUGUAUAAAAGCCAUCGGCUGUGUUGUGUUAAUACCAAAGUAUGUUCGCUUAGAUGAAGUGUGGCCAAUCCCAUUAAUUGGUAUCACCCGUAUUAUGAAUGCAAUUCAAGACUAACCACAUUCAUCAUCCAAUCCCCUCACCCAUCUUCUUAAUGACUCCCAUUCCAUCCAGCUCCAGCUAGUCUGCUACUGUGUGCCUCCUCACCUUCCUUGCCACCCUCUCUCUAUAUAUUUCAUCUCCCUCUUCGCCACAUUCAUUAUCCCCCAACCUACUCUAACCAAUACACCCAGCUUUUUCUUCAUUGUAAGAGACAUUGUUGUUAUUUUUUUAUAUAACAAUGGCUAGUCCUGGUCCAAGUACUAGUACUAGCAAUAAUAUAGACAUGAAACAGGAGAGAUUAACAGCAGAGUUGGCCGUGAAAGACUCGUCGUCGGUAGUGAUCAAGAUCAAGCAACGCCUCCCGGACUUUCUCCAGUCCGUUAAGCUCAAAUACGUCAAGCUGGGAUACGGCACGGGGUACCGUUUUAACCCCGUCGCCGCGCUUCUCGUGUUUCUUCUUGUGGUGGUUCUGCCUCUGUUCCUCGCCACUCAUUUAACCGCCAAUGACUUCUCGUUUCACCACCCUCAGAUCCGGGCCUGGAGCAGCCCCAUUCUCGAGACGCUCGAUACUGCGGUCAUGGCUUCUCUGGCGAUCCUGUUCUUGUUUUUACUCGGAGUUUACUGGGCCAAGAGGCCCCGGCCUAUUUAUCUCGUCGACUUCGCGUGUUAUAAACCCGAAGAUGCGAGAAAAAUGUCGAAUGAAGCGUUUAUAAAGAUGAGUGAUGAUUGCGGUGAAUUUGGUGAGGAGAUGGUUCAGUUUCAAAGACGCUUGGCUAUGCGGUCUGGGCUAGGCGACGAGACUUAUUUGCCCGCGGGAAUUACUUCCAGGCCGCCUAAUUUGAACAUGGCGGAGGCGCGCGCUGAGGCUGAGGCGGUUAUGUUUGGAGCACUCGACUCUCUAUUUCAGACAACUGGCCUUAAACCGAAUGAUAUCGGUAUUCUGAUAGUGAAUUGUAGCUUGUUUAAUCCGACUCCGUCUCUGACCUCCAUGAUCGUGAACCAUUACAAGCUGAGGAGCGAUAUUAAGAGCUUCAAUCUUGGUGGGAUGGGAUGCAGCGCAGGCGUGAUCUCAGUUGAUUUAGCGAAACAGCUCUUGCUAAAAGCGAACCCUAACUCGUAUGCUGUGGUUGUGAGUACUGAGAACAUUACGCUUAAUUGGUAUUUCGGUAAUGACAAGUCGAUGCUUCUUUGUAAUUGUCUGUUCCGAAUGGGGGGCGCGGCCUUGUUGCUCUCCAACAAGCCCCGUGACAGGGCGCGGUCAAAGUAUGAGCUGGUUCACACUGUCCGGACUCAUAAAGGUGCAGAUGAUCGUUGUUACAAUUGCGUGUAUCAGAGAGAGGAUGAUCAGGGCACCAUCGGUGUUUCCCUUGCCCGUGAACUAAUGGCUGUGGCCGGAGAUGCACUCAAGACUAAUAUAACCACAUUGGGGCCUCUGGUGCUUCCGUUCACCGAACAAUUGAUGUUUUUCCUCACUUUGGUACGAAAGAAAGUGUUUAAGGCCAAUGUGAAGCCUUAUAUACCGGAUUUCAAGCUGGCGUUUGAGCAUUUCUGCAUACACGCGGGAGGAAGGGGAGUGCUUGAUCAGGUGCAGAAGAAUUUGCAGCUCGGAGAUUGGCAUAUGGAGCCCUCGAGAAUGACACUCCACCGCUUUGGCAAUACCUCCAGCAGUUCAUUAUGGUACGAAUUGGCCUACUCGGAGGCCAAAGGGAGAGUUUUGGGCGGGGAUCGAGUCUGGCAGAUUGCCUUCGGAUCAGGAUUCAAGUGUAACAGCGCUGUUUGGAGGGCCUUGAGGAACAUUCCGGCCUCGCAGAGCCAGAACAAUCCCUGGGCUGAUUCCAUUAACUGUUAUCCCAUCAAAGCCGAAUCCCCGGCCACAAUGCAGGCUCUAUAGUCUUAUACAUUCACAUCCUGGCCGUAUAUACGUGAAAAUUAUUAUUGUUUUCAAUUGCUGAUUAAUUACUGUGUGUUCAUCUGUUUUCCUCCUACUAAAAGUAAAUAUGCUACUGCGGUUCGUGCACAUGCAAAUGCACUUUCCAACCAAAUUUGAUGUAAAUGCAUGGUUUGAAUAGCGCGCAAUUGACAAUUAAUCAAAUUGAUUGUUGCAAGUGUGAAGCUAGUAGCAGAUGAUGAUAUUGAAAUAUAUUUAAUGAUGUAUUGCCCCAA